GAUCGUGAUUUGGUUUUGCUUGUUGAUAAUCUUCAUCCCCAGAGCUCGAACCUCUGAUCUUGUCAUGCAUUAUUACUGCAAAAACACAACUUCUUACACUCCAAACAGCACCUACAAAGCCAACCUUAAUUCUCUUCUCUCCAAUCUCUAUUCCAACGCCACCCGAGACAACGGCUUCUACCACGCCACAGUCGCCGGCAGCCGUCCCGGCGACACCGUGCACGGCCUGUUCUUGUGCCGGGGCGACGUCUCCGCCCACGACUGCCAGGCCUGCGUGGGAGAAGCGCGUGAAAUGGUGUUUGUGUUCUGCGACACCGAAAAGACGGCUAUGAUUUGGUAUGCUAAUUGCAUGUUGCGUUACUCGGAGAACCCCGUGUUGGGGAUAAUGGACCGGUCGGACCAGUUCGCCAUGAGGAACCCGUUUAAUGAUACUAAACCGGACGAGUUGAUGAAGGUGGUGGGGAAAAUGUUGGAUCAGAUAACCACUCGAGCGUCGAUUGGUUCCGGCGAGAAAUUUGCGGUGUUGCAAACCAAUUUUAGCGCCGCCGCGGAGAGGGUGUACGCUCUUGGACAGUGUACUCCGGACCUUUCUAAGGUUGAGUGUCAGAUAUGUUUUAGAAGUGUUAUUAAAUAUAUGCGUCGUUGCUGUUUUGGAAACCAAGGUUCUACGGUUCUGUUCCCAAGCUGUAACAUGAGAUAUGAGCUUUACCCUUUCUACUUUCUUCCCCCCUCGCCGGCACCGCCACCGUCACCGCCGCCUUUCCAUCAUCCUCCUCAAACAACAACUAUAGUUCCCAGUUCUGCUAUCAACAAAGGGAAUAAAGGAAAAUCAUCUGCAAAAGUGAUUAUAGCCUCUGUAGUGUCAGUGACUGGCAUAAUAUUACUCUUCGCUUUAAGCUUUUGUUUCUUGAAAAUGAAGAGGGCAAAGAAGUCCCAUUCUGAUGUCAAGGAGACUACUUCUGGCAUGAAUGAGAUUGCAAUAGAGGAGUCAGUACAAUAUGAAUUUAGUACUAUUGAAGCUAUCACAAAUUGCUUCUCCGCUGAUAAUAAGAUUGGUGAAGGUGGAUAUGGUGCUGUUUAUAAGGGAAGGCUUCCCAAUGGGCAAGAAGUAGCGGUGAAGAGGCUGUCUAGCGGUUCAACGCAGGGAGAUGGAGAAUUCAAGAAUGAGGUUGCAUUGAUUGCCAAACUUCAACAUAGAAAUUUAGUAAAGCUGAUGGGAUUUUGCUUAGAAAGCGAAGAAAAGAUACUCGUUUAUGAAUUUGUUCCCAACAAAAGUCUUGACUACUUUUUAUUCGAUCCAGAGAAGAAACAACUAUUGAAUUGGCCAACUCGUUACAAGAUCAUAGGAGGAAUAGCCCGUGGGCUCCUUUAUCUUCAUCAAGAUUCACAUCUUAAAAUUAUACAUCGUGAUCUGAAAGCAAGCAAUGUACUAUUAGACAGAGAUAUGGAUCCAAAAAUAAGCGACUUUGGCCUGGCAAGGAUUUUAAUGAUAGAUCAAACCCAAGGAAGUACAAGUAGAAUCAUUGGAACAUAUGGGUACAUGUCUCCCGAGUAUGUUAUGCAUGGCAUGUUCUCUGUGAAAUCAGAUGUUUACAGCUUCGGAGUUCUACUCUUGGAGAUUGUAACUGGAAAGAAAACUACUUCUUUCCCUAGCUCAACAGAAUCAUCACCUGAAGCUCAAGAUCUUAUUGGCUAUGCAUGGAAACAUUGGAAGGAGGACACAUCAGUAGAGAUGGUGGAUCAAAGUCUUGGAGGAUUGUAUUCGAGAAAUGAAGUGAUCCAAUGUAUCCAUGUUGGGUUGUUGUGUGUCCAAGAAGAUGUGGAUGCACGGCCAACAAUGGCGAAUGUUGUGUUGAUGUUGAAUAGUAAUUCUGCUACGAGGAGGACACCUAAUCCGCCUAUAGUUUUCGAGUGUGGAAAUGAAACCACGCUUUCACCAGGUCAAUAAAUGGAUCAGUCCAGAAGCAACCUCAAUGAACCAACCAAUCUCCAUUAAAAUCAUAUUUUGCACUACUCCUAGUUAGUUGAAUUGUACUAUUAUAUUAACGAGUGAGACUGUUUCGACCAGGAUUAUUGGCCAAACCAACUAAUAACUUUGUACUCACUCCGUUAAUGCAAUCUCAUCUCCUAUUCUUUAUUUUAA
Molecule: messenger RNA, 2143 nt
Organism: Ipomoea triloba (trilobed morning glory)
Lineage: Eukaryota; Viridiplantae; Streptophyta; Magnoliopsida; Solanales; Convolvulaceae
Product: cysteine-rich receptor-like protein kinase 25
Exons: 7
Coding region: 65-1948 (627 amino acids)
Biological process (GO): protein phosphorylation
Molecular function (GO): ATP binding; protein kinase activity
Source: RefSeq, a predicted model, not a curated record